This is a messenger RNA of Nezara viridula (southern green stink bug), 1853 nucleotides long. NCBI's taxonomy places the organism in Eukaryota, Metazoa, Arthropoda, Insecta, Hemiptera, Pentatomidae. The record is from the annotation of a GenBank genome assembly.
CAGAAAGGUUGCCAUGACAACUACUAAUAACCAUGAUAUGUAGUUUUUAUUGUUGAGUGACAGAGAACUAUUAGAAAAUGCAUGUUACCUUCGUCGGUCAGAAUGGACAGAAUAUUACUAGGCUCAUGUUCAGCGACUGCCAGUGGCACCAGCUUUACGAUCAAGUUACACAGAAACAAGGUGAGAAAGAAGAGAAUGAGAAAAAAAAUUUGGAUUUGUUGAAGAGGAAACAACUAUCGAUGGAUAUGGCAAAAACUUGGGACAACACUUACGUUAACAUAAGAAAAAUACGGUACGAAAAACGUAAGGAAAGGUUGAAAAGAGAGAAAGAAUAUAAAGAUAAAGUAUUUCGGCAACUACAAGAAGAAAAUGAAAUACUCAAAAAUAAGAUUCGGGAUAAAGCCAAAGAUGUAGCAUUCUAUGAUCAAGAUUGCGCAAAAACAUUUCAUUCAGCUUUUAGAGCUUCCGAGGUUCAAGCAGAAAGGCAAGCUCAAUUGGAAUUUAAUGAAAAAAUAAAGAAGAUCGAGAAGGAAAUAGAGACAAAAUAUGCACAGAGUAUCUUAGACGAUGCGAAACGAUAUAAGGAAGAACAAGAUGAGAAGAAAAGGCAGCUAUUAGAAUAUAAAAAGAAAUUGGGGAUUCAAGCAAGGAUAUCGUAUGCAGAAGCUGAAAAAGCAAAAAGGGCAGAAAAAAUCCAAAGGGACAACGAAGACAAAGAAGAUAUGGAAAUCAUGAAGAGACAGCUAGAACAAGUAAUUGAAAAUGAAAAUUUUCAGGUGAUUCAACACAAACUAAUGGUUAGGAUGAGUCUAAUUGAAAAUAGGGAACUUGUAAAAAAGAAUAAACACCUUGCCAAGCUUGAAGAUGAAGAGGAGAGCAAAGCCAUACAAAUAAUAGCAAAUGGAAAAAUGAGGAUAAGUAAAAUAAGAAAAGAAAAAGAAGAGCAGAUGUUGAAAGAAAAAAUAAACAGAUAUAAUGCUUUAUCAAGCAAUAUUGAACAAGAAAAACAAGGAAAAUUAGAAAAAGAAGAACAAUCCUACAAACUUGCAGUUCAAGAACAGGAAAAACGGGAAAAUGAUGCUAUAGAAAAAAAUAAACAAUAUCAGGAAAUGUUGAGAAAUGAAAGAAUAAAAACUCACUUAGAAGAUAUGAAGAAAGAAGAAGAAAGACUAGCAAAAGAGAGGGAACUACUAAAAUGGGAAAUCUUAAGGCGUUUCAAGAGGGAAGAAUUGAAUAAUCAAUUUUCAAAUAAAAUAAAAGAAGGGAAAAGAAAUAAAGCAGCCUACUAUAAACAAAUAUUCAUGGAGCAAAUUGAGAGUGAUAUAGAUAGAAAAGUUAAAGAAAAAGAAAUUGAGCUCGAGGCAGCAAAGAAAGCUCAGCAGAAGUGGGAUAUGAGCGAUAAACAAUUCCUUGAAUAUGCUUACAAAGUAAGAGAAGAAAGCAAAAAUAAAGGAAGGCCAUUAUACCCAUUAGAUGCUGCAAUUUAUGAGUUUAAGAAGAAAAACCGAUUGUUGAAAAAUGUUAGAAACUUUAUAUAUGAUGCUAAAAUCAAUCGACCAGAAGGAAUUAAAGAUUAUAAGUAUGAAGAAAAAAUACCAAUAGAGGAUGCAAGAAAUCAACCAACUGCCAAAUUAGAAAGCAGUCUAAACAAUGUCCUUGAAAGAGAGGGAUGUUGUUGCUCUCAAAAUCGAUUUAAUGUCCUUGAAACAGAAGAAUGCGGUUGCUCUAAAAAGGCAAAUGGAUUGUAGUGAUGAAUAGAACAGCAAAUUAAAAUUAAUGAGAAAAUCAUUUAAUUUAUUGAAAUAUUUAAUAAUAAAAUAUACUUGUAUCAAUAAAUGUCACUAAAUAAAUUG